This is a messenger RNA of Myxozyma melibiosi, 1229 nucleotides long. Its product is annotated as S-adenosylmethionine transporter of the mitochondrial inner membrane, member of the mitochondrial ca. The record is from RefSeq and is a predicted model, not a curated record. Gene Ontology annotation, biological process: transmembrane transport. The transcript is spliced from 3 exons. NCBI's taxonomy places the organism in Eukaryota, Fungi, Ascomycota, Lipomycetes, Lipomycetales, Lipomycetaceae. Bases 114 to 956 code for a protein of 280 amino acids. Gene Ontology annotation, molecular function: S-adenosyl-L-methionine transmembrane transporter activity. Gene Ontology annotation, cellular component: mitochondrial inner membrane.
UGCUUAUUGUCUUUGUUCUCUAUAAGAAUAUCUUAUAGACACAAUAGAGAAUAUACACGACAACGCGUCAAUUGCCGUUGUUGGUCUCGAUACACUACUCAAGUGUACAGUAAAUGGAGCAGCAUCCAAUUCUGAUUCCGCUGCUGAGCGGAGGCGCGGCAGGAACAUGCACGGAUCUGUUCUUCUUCCCGAUAGAUACGCUCAAGACGAGAUUACAAGCCAAAGGCGGCUUCUUCAAAAACGGCGGCUGGACGGGCAUGUAUCGCGGCGUCGGUAGUGCGAUCGUGGGGUCUGCUCCCGGAGCAAGUCUGUUCUUCCUCACAUACGAAGCAAUGAAAUCAUCCCUCCUCCCGCUCUACAAAGCCCAUCUCCCGCCUUCCUUCUCAGACAACCUCGUCGAAGGACUAACCCACAUGACCGCCGCCUCCCUCGGCGAAAUCGCAGCCUGCACAGUCCGCGUGCCCACCGAAGUCGUCAAGCAGCGCGCCCAGGCAUCGCAAUACUCCUCCUCCCUCGCGGCGCUCAAGUCCGUGCUCGCAAACGACUCUGGCGAAGGGGUUUUCCGCGGCCUGUACCGCGGAUACUCUACCACCAUCAUGCGCGAGAUCCCGUUCACGAUGAUCCAAUUCCCGCUCUACGAACGCAUGAAACACGUCCUCGCCGCGCGCUCUGGACGGGACCAAGCCAACGCGGCCGAGGGCGCGCUGUGCGGUUCCGUGGCAGGCGGGAUCGCGGCCGCGACGACGACGCCGCUCGACGUGCUCAAGACGCGCAUGAUGCUCAGCGAGAGCAGGAUCUCGGCCGCGAAACUGCUGGCCGAGAUUUGGAAAGAGGAAGGGCUCGCGGGGUUUUAUAAGGGCGUCGGGCCGAGGACGAUGUGGAUCAGUCUUGGAGGAGCGGUGUUUUUGGGGGUUUACGAGGCGGUGAAGUCGCUUGUCACCGUCGCUGUUUCUUAGAAUAUAGAGUAAUUUUCGCAUGAUGCACUAUCUUCUUAUAUUUGUAUAGAGAUUCAUGUACCGCGCUUCGUAAUCACGGUCUUGCCCGCGACGCUCUUCUUCCUCGCAAACUUCAUAAACAGCGCAUUCACCCUCGCCUUAUCGCGCUCGAUCCCCUCCACAAACGGCAUAAUCUCCUCAACCGCCCACGCGCCCUUCGCAGCAAACAACCUCUCGAAUCUCGCCGCGGGCUCGAGCGGGAGCCGGUCGCAGGGCAGGUAGCGGAUUGUUUUG